CUUUUGACCGGCCAACUUCCCCAUCAUCACACGCCACAACUUUUAUUGUUGCACCCCCUUCGUCGUCGCCAACCGCUAGGAUGACCACCGCUCACCGUCCGACGUUCGAUCCGGCUCGAGGCAAGGAAGCCCUCCGUGGCCCGGCCUAUCACCAACGCCUGCUGCCGGCGCAUACCCAGCUCAAGUUUCGUCAGUCCGGCCAGGGCGGCGACGCCGACGACGAGGCCCAUGACCUCCGCGCCGAGCUCCUCGCCGCCGAGGCUGCCCACUACGCCAAGAAGAACGGUGGCGCGCCUCCCCCCUCCGCAGAGAACGACACCGACGUGCCCGCCGGCGGCGUGAAGCGUGCCCUCGAAUCCGGGUCACAAGCGGACGGCGAAGACUUUGAAGCAAAGCGAAGGAGGAUAUUGGAAGAGUCGCGAGACGUCGACGCGUCUUCGGACGAUGAGGAAGAGGAGGAGGUCGACGAGGACGAUAGCGAUGAGGACAGCGACGACGAGGAGGCGGAGCUGCAGCGCGAGAUGGAGAAGAUCCGGCGCGAGAGGGCGGAAAAGAGGGAGCGAGAGGAGCGGGAGAGGGCCAAGAUCGAAGAGGAGGCCAGGGAGAGGGACAUCGCGUUGGGGAACCCGCUGCUGAACAAGCCCGACUUCAACAUGAAGCGGCGGUGGGACGACGACGUCGUGUUCAAAAACCAGGCGAGGGGCACGGAGGAUAAGGGCAAGAGCAAGGAGUUUAUCAACGAUCUCCUGCGCUCCGACUUCCACAAACGAUUCAUGAGCAAGUAUGUUAGAUAGAUACCCACCACCGACUACUGGUGGACAAGUUACUUUAUUUUGUCUGUGAUUGGUUUUCCUUGAAAGCUGUUUGAUGUUCUUUCCACGACAAAGAUUGGGGCUUGCGACAAUAGACCUGCAUC
Colletotrichum destructivum is the source of this 916-nucleotide messenger RNA. RefSeq names its product Putative pre-mRNA-splicing factor Cwf15/Cwc15. Gene Ontology annotation, molecular function: RNA binding. NCBI's taxonomy places the organism in Eukaryota, Fungi, Ascomycota, Sordariomycetes, Glomerellales, Glomerellaceae. Gene Ontology annotation, cellular component: catalytic step 2 spliceosome. The record is from RefSeq and is a predicted model, not a curated record. The transcript has 3 exons. Gene Ontology annotation, biological process: mRNA cis splicing, via spliceosome. Bases 81 to 794 code for a protein of 237 amino acids.